ACUGUCUCCGCAGUCUUCACGAGAAGCCGGUACCACGGAUCACUAUUGUAUUCCUGUAGUGGCUUUUACACACACCUGUGUUCUACAGAAGUCUUGGGCUGCCUUGAUGACAACGACAUCAACAUCACGAAGGCGCGAACUGCCGCAAGGCACUCCAGGCUCCUCGACGCAAAAGGGCCGCUUAACUGCCCGACAGCAAAUCGCCAUGCCUCGGACGCCAAAAUCCGAAGAUUGGGGCACUGGGCCGCCUAUCAAGCUCCACGGGAACCAAGAAAGCCGAGUCGACGAGUCGACGUCGAGCAGCUUCAUGAAGCUUGUCAGCCACAUCGUGGCCAACACAGUCCCUCAGUUCUUGGUUAUUGGCGUGACGCUUGGCCUAAUCUUUGGGGGCUGCUGCUCGAAUGUUUAUGCCCUGGAAGCCAUAAUUCAGGUCGAGCCAUUAAGCGGCACAUUGUUGACCUUCGUUCAAUUUCUCUUCGUGGCUGUAACCGGAUACAUCUCGCAAUUUGAUCGAUCUCGGCCGCCGUUCUUCCUUCAGCGUAACAAGGUACCCCUGCGACGUUGGGUUGUCAAUAUUGUACUGUUUUUCAGCAUCAACGUGAUGAACAAUCAUGCCUUUAGCUACGAUAUAUCCGUCCCUGUUCACAUCAUCCUCCGCUCCGGUGGCAGCAUUACCACCAUGCUCGCUGGGUGGCUGUACGGCAAGAGAUACUCAAAGACACAGGUCACAGCCGUUGUUUUGCUUACAGUUGGCGUCAUCACUGCUGCAUGGUCGGACUCUAAGGAUAAGGCUGGUAUAAACGUCGACAGAGCCGCGGAGCAGGAUGUUCUCGACAGCACAAGUUCCCGGUCGUCCAAACCUUCGUUCAGCACAGGUCUCGUCAUACUUUUCGUUGCACAGGUCCUCUCGGCCAUCAUGGGUCUUUACACUGAAGAGACAUACCGGACGUAUGGUCCGCAGUGGAAGGAGAAUUUAUUCUAUUCUCACCUCCUCUCCCUUCCAUUGUUUCUCCCGUUUAUGCCUUCUAUGGCUAAGCAGCUUGCACGACUGGCGGGGAGCCAGCCACUGUCCCUGCCAUCCUGGGCCUAUAUCGCAGCUUUCGCUUCCAGGAGUGUUAGUCAAGCUUCACGGGACGGUCUUUACAUCCCCAGCCAAUUGGCCUAUCUCCUUAUUAAUGUUCUGACGCAGUAUGCUUGCAUACGGGGCGUUAACCGGUUGGCGGCCGCGUCGUCAGCGCUAACCGUCACAAUAGUAUUAAACAUUCGAAAACUUGUCAGCCUGUUAUUGAGUAUAUGGCUCUUUGGAAAUCAGCUCGCCACAGGAACGUUGGUUGGAGCAAUCAUCGUUUUUGGGGCUGGAGGAUUAUACUCCUUAGACUCCAGGGCGAAGGGCAAAAAUUAACUUGAAGUCAAGGAUGGCUUGAAGUAGUUCCAAAAAAAAAGCCCCCUGGUGCGUGUUGUUGAUGACGUCUUCCUUGUCUUGAUGAUUACAGUUCGUGCAAGGGAGUGGUGCCAGAGGUACCUAUGUUGUCCUGGUUAGAUAUUCGUUGUUGGGCAGCCAACCACGUUGUGUUCAGAGGUCGCACUGCCAGGACAUAAAGCUCCGUCACACGAACGUCCUAAUUAUCACACAGCGUGAUGUCUGCCUGAUUCAUCAGAUUGAACCUAAAUAGAGAGAGUGGUCCUACAAUCUGUUAAUUAGUUGACUUUUUCAGACAUCCUAAUUAGCGAGGGGACUUCGUACACCUCUACCAGGCUUUUAAAGGGCCUAUCUCGGGCG
This is a messenger RNA of Sodiomyces alkalinus F11, 1780 nucleotides long. RefSeq names its product UDP-N-acetylglucosamine transporter YEA4. The coding region runs from base 107 to 1402 and encodes 431 amino acids. Gene Ontology annotation, cellular component: endoplasmic reticulum membrane; Golgi membrane. Gene Ontology annotation, molecular function: UDP-N-acetylglucosamine transmembrane transporter activity. Gene Ontology annotation, biological process: transmembrane transport. Lineage: Eukaryota; Fungi; Ascomycota; Sordariomycetes; Glomerellales; Plectosphaerellaceae. The record is from RefSeq and is a predicted model, not a curated record. The transcript has 5 exons.